This is a messenger RNA of Dermacentor albipictus, 617 nucleotides long. Lineage: Eukaryota; Metazoa; Arthropoda; Arachnida; Ixodida; Ixodidae. The record is from RefSeq and is a predicted model, not a curated record.
GGAAGUUUGUGCACGCCAGACAACCUUGUGUUGGUGAAAGAUGAUGGCAGCUUUUUAGCCGUGAACAACCUUGUGAAGGUUUUCCUGAAUUCGAUGGGCAUAGAUGUAGACGGCGUAGGCACUGCUUGCUCCUGUCGGAUUGAUGAAGGACACCUCAUGGGAACAGACCUCCACCUCCCUUUGACUUUCUCGGACUGCACAAUGCGUCAGCUGCCAGAGGCAAUAAGGAAGCUGACAUGUCUAAGGAAGGUUGCUUCUUCAAAAUCAGCCAAGACUCUUCCAGUACCUCCGUUUAUUUCAAGACUGGCAUAUUGUUCAGCGUUGAGCUUAGCACACUGUGACAAAUUGGGAAUGGGCACCCUAGCUUGCCUAACUUAUCCGGAAAAGUUUUGCUUCGUUUUCUGCUGCAGAGGCUUUGGGCCUCUUAACAAGAUGGUCGCACCUGAUGGCCUACAAUGCGGUAAAGAUGUCACUGGUAUCGUGGACAGGAGAUGUAUAAAUGGCGAAUGUGUUCAAGUGAACUAGCCAAUGAACACUUUGUGGAGCCUGGAGAUAAACUUGGCAAUAAAUAAACCGCCGAGGGAAGCUUGCAGUCCGCCUAAAAGCAUCGGACGAAA